AUGCAGGCACAGCGGAUGUGGUUGAUGUGCUCCGUCGAUUACUCGACCGGCAGAGACGACUCCAACACUGCCUCCGCCUGGUUGGGACAGCUUUGGAAGAAUGCCUAUGUUGGGUACCAAGAGGAAUUUAUGCUCGUCCGUUCAAUGCUGCCACCAUGGAAGUCCGUCUCUGGGGUGUCAUUAGCCGCGAGGCUGCCCAAGGAUCGGCACCGACUUCCUCGGUCAACACAGGACUACCUGCGCCGCAAGCUGUCCUUCUCCAGCCUGAUCUGCCCCCGACUCUGGAAGUCCUGCUCUCGGCCUUCCCAGGUGUGGAGGAACAUGUGGUGGCUGGCUAUAGAAGGAGGGGGUGGAGGGUACACGUUGAGCAAUUGUACCUGGCCUCCGGCAGACGCUGUCCAAGGGGCAACUGGCCCGCUGAAGAUGACAGAGAGCUGUACUUCGUACAGACAAAUGAAGACACAGUCAUCCCCAACUUGCCUCAGCAUGUUCCUCUUCCAGAAGAUCCACUCCUUCACCGCCAAGUACGGGGAGUUGCUGCUCGGCGCCGUCUUCUCCGCGCACGACCUGUUCCCGCCUAUGGCCUUGUGGCUGCACGACGAGUACCAGUGGGACAACUGGAGGAGGAUGACGCGGCAGAGUCUGAGCAGAGUUCACGUUGGCGGGGUGUGGCAACAAGUUCGUCAGCACGCCGAGAGCCCAGAAUGGAUCGUAGCCGCAGCCGUGAUGAACGCGACGGUCAUGAAGGACAUGGCGAUGGUCACGAAGGACAUGAUGAACGUGAGGGACAAGAUGGACGUGCUGGAGGUGAAGAAGGAGGCGGACGUGCAGAACAUGACGACGAGCAAGUACGUAGAGACGGUCGCCGACGAGCGGCUGUUUGAGCAGGUCUACUUGCAGUACACCUCAGAGUACCUGAAGGGUCCUCUCUACUGGCAUCCGGACAAGCUGCAGGGAUGGCUCCCUGACUACCCGGGUACGCCUAUGAUCAAGGAGGGCAAGUACACGAGCCAUGUGAUCGGAAACCUCAAGGCGUUCAGCUCGAACGAGCUUGCCUUCUUGUCCAUGCUCUUCUUUGGCGUCGGCCUCUAUGGCAACCUGCAGUUCAACUUCUAUGACCCGCAGUGGGCCAAGGUGGAUGCUGGCGGCUUCUUCAAUGUGUCUUACAUCGUGGAGUCCUUCUUGCUUCCCAUCUCGUUCUUCAUGCACAUUGCGUGCUACAUCCAGAGGCAGAACGGGAAGUGA
Molecule: messenger RNA, 1245 nt
Organism: Symbiodinium sp. CCMP2456
Lineage: Eukaryota; Dinophyceae; Suessiales; Symbiodiniaceae
Source: the annotation of a GenBank genome assembly